CGCUGAGGUACGCCAGAUCCUAACUCCCCCGCUCCUUCCUGGCUAGAAAACAGGAGCGAGCAGCUAAUCCUGGAGUUGAACCAGCAAAAAACCAACCGCAGCAGGAACGCUCUCCCGCAUAGCCUCGAAUUAAGGGAAGUGGGUCGGGGGGCCUCGGCCUCAGCCUUUUACCUAGCCUUGCUUCGAAAAGCACGUGGAAGUCGCUGUCGAUAGCAUAGCGCUGCCCCCGGGAAGCACAAUCCAUUUUGUAGAGCGCGGUGGCUGAGGAAUCGGCAAGCGCGCGCGCGCGCUCACACUCCGUCUCUCUUUCGCUCUCGCGUUCUCUCUCUCUCACACACACACACACACACCCGGCGGGAGAAGAGGGGGAACGGCGCAGAGGAUUCCCUCACUGCGCACAGCCGGCUUGCUACCGAUCGCCCCCUUUCUAGUUAUUUUUGCUCGUUUGGGAGAGCCCCGACCUACCCACGAAAACAAACAAGCGAACCCAGCGCGCAACUCUUCGUUGCCCUCCCCAAGGCGAUUUUCCCCCCUUUUUUUGUGGGGGGGGGCAACCCGAGAGCCAGGUUUGCACUAACAACGGGAGAACGGCGAAAAGCGAGAGAGAGCGCGAGAGCCAGCAUGGAUAACAAUUCCGGUGGCGUGAUCCUGUAUGUGGGUUCAACAGCUGGCUCCAGCCCCACUCCAGGCAGCCCUCCCAGUGGAUACCUGGUGUCUUCACCCCAACACUCACUGCCAUCCUCGUUGGAAGAGCUGACCCUUACUGAGAUUGGAGCCAUCAAGCCGCAGCAGGCCAGUUCCCCCUCUUCACCCAAGGUAGCCUUCCAGUUUCCUGAAGGGAUCUGCUACCCCAGCAAGGGCCAGUUGCCCCCAACACCGAGUAAGGUGCCUGCUGCCAAGCAGAAUGGAGCCACCAGCACUUUCACAAAGACUGGUGGGAUGGUGUUGCUUUGCAAGGUUUGUGGUGACAUUGCUUCAGGCUUCCACUAUGGGGUUCAUGCUUGUGAAGGAUGCAAGGGUUUUUUUCGCCGGAGCAUCCAGCAGAACAUCAGCUACAAGAUGUGCGUGAAGAAUGAAAACUGCAUGAUCAUGCGCAUGAAUCGCAACCGCUGCCAGCAUUGCCGCUUCAAGAAGUGCCUGGCAGUAGGGAUGUCAAGGGAUGCUGUGCGUUUUGGGCGCAUCCCUAAGCGAGAGAAGCAGCGCCUGCUGGAUGAGAUGCAAAGCUACAUGAACAGCCUGAACGAGGUCCCCAUGGAUGUGGGCCUGAGCUCUGAGGUGGAUGCUCCACCCAGCCCUAAUACCCAGGAAGAGGAGGCAAUAAGCGCCAUCUCCAGAGCUUACCAUGACAUCUUUGUCAGCGGGCAGGACCGUCUGGGCAGGCGUAGCAGCUCCCCAGGGGCCGAGGCUGCCCCUUUGACCAACUACAAUGAACAGCAGCAGCUGACUCAUUCCUUGGGUUAUGGGCAAUACGAAUCGGCCACUCUUCGCCUCUCCAGCUACAGCCCUCAAGAGCCUCCCAGUUACGUUGACAACAGUCCACGGUGCUUUGGCAAUGAGAUCUUCCAGGCCCAGCAGGCCAGCUAUCUGCAAAAUGCUGGAUGCUACCCACCCUUUGAUUUUGGUUAUCCUGAGGGAAACGCCCAGAGGAGCUGUCCGUGGCGGGGAACCACCAGAAGGGGCAUUGCUUGUCCUCUGAAUGCCACCCCCUAUUGUGGUAAUGGCAAGAGCAGUCAGCAAGUGUGGGAAGAGUUCUCACAGUGCUUCACACCAGCUGUCAAGGAGGUGGUCGAGUUUGCAAAGAACAUCCCAGGCUUCCAGUCGCUCUGCCAGCAGGAUCAAGUCAUGCUUCUCAAAGCAGGGACUUUCCAGGUGCUGAUGGUGCGAUUCUCCACCCUCUUCAGUCCCAAGGAGAAGAAAGUGACAUUUCUGAGUGGGGAGACAUAUUCACUCUGCAGUCUGCGUUCUAUGGGCAUGGGCUCUCUGCUGGAUGCCAUGUUUGAGUUCAGUGAGAAGCUCAAUUCCUUGGGCUUAGAUGCACAGGAGAUGGCCCUCUUCAUGGCUGUGGUCCUUGUCUCAGCAGAUCGCUCUGGGAUCUCCGACGUGGAUGCUGUUGAAAUUCUUCAGGAGACUUUAAUACGGGCCUUGAGAACUCUAGUAACCAAGAAGCAUCCUGAUGACUCUACACUCUUCCCCAAGCUGCUUCUCCGUCUUCCCGACUUGAGAACUCUCAACAACCAGCAUUCAGAGAAACUUCUUGCCUUCCGGAUCAACCCUUAAUUCCAGCACAUCAAUCUCAUAAGCUCUAAGACUUUAGGAAAUAAAAAUCCACCAUCAAGUAAAUUUACUGCAGCGGACUAAAUGUUGCUCUUUGGGAAAUGAACAUAAUGAUGAAAGAAGAGGCGUAGAAAGGAUACGACGAAGGCAGGAAGCCCACGGCCCCUUGCAGCUUGGAUCUGUUGGAGUAGAUCUCUCCCCAGUGAGGAGAUUGGAUACAGGAGGAAAGAUGCAUUUCCCAGAUAGCGCUCUCCACAGCACAAUGCAGACUGAAGAUCAUUUAUGUGCCAAGAGAGAUCAGGCAAAUGAACUGGACACAUGUGUUGUUUCUAAAUGGGUGUGGGUGUGUAUACACACGCAUGCAUAUAUUCACACAUAUAUUUCCAUAUGAUGUUGUUUUGAGGCUCUACCCUGUAUAUAAAAGCACCAAGUAUAUUGUACAUAACAGUAAUCAUUGGUAGCUCUUGAGGAUGGGCAAAUGUAGGACACCUGGUAAGGCAGUUACUCCAGAUCUAGUUUCCUUAAUCUGCAUGCUACUGAGCCCCAACUCUCAGGCUUUUUUCUUUUCCUUUGUUAGCCUUUGUUCCCUUGCUGCUGUUCUUAAAAAGUGUGUCUGUAUGUAUACACACACACAUGUGCAUACCAGAUGAUACCAGCUAUUCAGUAAAACCUCUUUCAGAUUUUACUGAGUAGCUGGUAUCAUCAGAUAGAAAAUAGGACUACUCAAGUUUUCCACCUCCACCUCCACCUCCACCCAUCUCAUCUUGGCAACUGAUUAAGUGAAAUCCCAAUUCUCUUUCAUCUUGUCAGGUGUGGGUGUCUAGGUAAUACAUAUUUCAUAAACAUCUCAAAAAUAAAAGGCGCUUCCACCAAUUCGUGACAGAGCUGCACUCCAUUCUCGGAUGCGGCCGCAGCAAACUAAAGAGGCCGUAGGUGGAGGAAAGCUGUGGAGAUGCUGUCGAUUGAUCAGAAGUCUAGUUUCUCAGCAAGUCAGAGGAAAGGAACUUGAUUGCAGUUGGAUGAUUCGAGAGAGCUGUCGGAAGUGAGAAAGGAGAUUGGGAUUAGCCGGUGUUCCUUCCAUCCCUGGUAAGGUUCAGCCAUUAGGAAGAAAGGGCUAAGCAAAGCAAACACCCCGAAGAUCUUUCUGCUCAGUUUUUCUGAUUAUUUCUGUGCUUUGGUGCUUUUCUAUCCAUUCCCCCCAAAGGGUGAAGUUUGGGGUAUUUUAUCCUAGAAAGUUCUAACCCCUCUGACCUCCAAAUCCCAUUCCUUUUUAAGGAUGGGGCCAAGAAUCCCAAACAGUCUCCAGGCUGCCUUUAUUAUUUUAUUCAGCCCCAUCUUUUGUUACAGAUUUCCCAUAUAUUCCCAGAAUAUUUUGGUUAAUUGAUCUAAUAAUCAGUAGACUGCCUUCCUUGGGGAGUGAUGUGUUCUCUGCACUUUAUAUAUAUAUAUAUAUAUUAAGCAACCAGAUUCUGUGCCAAGAAAUGUGUAAAUUAUGACCUGAGUAAAUUAUUCAAAUUAAACAGAUGCCAUAUUUGUUUAUUUUGCAUAAUUUAUUCUGCUUCCACUAGUCAUGGACAGUGAUGGUGCAGGAGGCACUGGAAGUUAUGCUGAAUACUGAAGUUCCACCUUCUGAUCUCUAGAAAUUCUGUUGUGGUUUUUCUGGUUUUCUGAGACUGUAUAUCACAAUGGCACAUCAAUGUCUCAAGCAAUAUGUAUAUGGUUUGGAGCACCAAAGGGUCACAUGGGUGUGUACAUUAAAUUGCACUCUGUUUUUUUGUUUUUGUCUGAUUGUGACACAGCAUUGGCGAAAUGGCUCUGAAGUGUAUUUGGGGCUUGGAUUUUGCUGAAGCCCAACCUUGAAAUAUUAGAAAAUCUAUUUUUCUAUUACGAAUAGAAACAAAAUGAAAGCUGAGAUGUGCAGAAUGCUAACUUUUGUAACAUACCAAAUUCUAUACUCAAAAUGAGAUGGAACUGCAGACACAUGGAUUUAAGACAGUUGAGCACUCUAGAUAUUGAGAACCUAGGAACUAUUUUUCCUCCUUAUCAGACUAUAGAUUAAAAAGAAGCCAAUCCAUUGGGAUAUUUUUUAAAGAUUUGGAGAGGACUGAAAGGGGAUCCUGGGCUCCCUCUUCUCUCCAGUAGGAUCUCCCAGUGUCCCUGUCUGGUUGUGGUCAGCCCUGCCUGGUUCUCUACAUUGAUAUAUGACAGGUUUUCCAUCCCAUUUACAGGAGUUCUCAUAGCAUGUUUGGGUCACCCUCCUGUUGCAUGAUGUGGGGAAUAUUUGGUGUUCUUUGCAGGGUGGGAGGGACACUUGCUGCUGCUGUUCAACACUGCUUUGAAGUGAAACCAAACGUUGCACUUUUGUUAGAAAUGUAUGUAGGAACAAAGAGUCCCCUCCCUAAAUUGAAGUAUAUUUGCUGCAAUGGGAAAAUGGAGAGGGGUUUAUUUGCUGCUGCUGCUGCUGCUGCUGCUACUACUGCUGGGAGUCCAAAAGACUCAUAAAAGAUGCUGACAAGGCAGAGAGAGAGAGAAUUUAUUUUUUGUCUAAAAUUGAAGUGCAAUAAAUACAUUAAAAGAGAAAUAAAAUAAAUAUUUGCUAACAGAGCACGCUUCUGUCCGUCUUGUUGUCAGGAGUGAGGACCAUGUCAAAAAUGGUUCCGAGGUUCACGGUUUCAAGAUCAGCCCAAGUACCAAACCUAGAGCAGCCAACCAGAUGAUUCUUGGGAAUCAUGCAAGCAAUUCAGGACAGCAGUAACCCUCUGUCUUAUUCCCCAACAACUGGUACUUGGAAACAGACUGACUCCAUCUGGAGGCUUCAUAAUGCAGGGUGGACAGAUCUGGUUUUAUGCUAGAACAUUGAGCUCCGCCAAGCAGAGCUUAUUUCAAAAGAGAAACACUUGGACUUUAAACAUUUGGGGCCCAGAUACUGGUUUAGCGUUAGAACGGAUAAAAGGAACACACUCCUGAUGUCAGCAAAAUAAUUCAUCCCAUGAGGUUGGUUGCUACUAAUAUUAAACUAACUCAGAAUUAGAUAUCCUUGCUGAACUACUGCAGAUCUUCCAGAUGUGUGUUGGCUGACCUGACUUGUCCAUCUCUGGCAUUCAGCCCUCAUGAUUAGUAGAAGUGUGUCUUCCAGGAUUGUGUCUCAUCUAAUGAACAUCUGCCUGUCAAAAUACUGGGGGGGGGCAUGGUCCAACUUGCUAUAAAGCUUCAUCUUGU
Python bivittatus (Burmese python) is the source of this 5493-nucleotide messenger RNA. RefSeq names its product nuclear receptor subfamily 1 group D member 1-like. The record is from RefSeq and is a predicted model, not a curated record. NCBI's taxonomy places the organism in Eukaryota, Metazoa, Chordata, Lepidosauria, Squamata, Pythonidae. Gene Ontology annotation, biological process: negative regulation of transcription by RNA polymerase II; hormone-mediated signaling pathway; cell differentiation. Gene Ontology annotation, molecular function: zinc ion binding; RNA polymerase II cis-regulatory region sequence-specific DNA binding; nuclear receptor activity.